This is a messenger RNA of Bombus terrestris (buff-tailed bumblebee), 1711 nucleotides long. RefSeq names its product katanin p60 ATPase-containing subunit A-like 2. The transcript is spliced from 9 exons. The coding region runs from base 1 to 1509 and encodes 502 amino acids. The record is from RefSeq and is a predicted model, not a curated record. Gene Ontology annotation, molecular function: ATP binding; protein binding; ATP hydrolysis activity. Lineage: Eukaryota; Metazoa; Arthropoda; Insecta; Hymenoptera; Apidae.
AUGUCUCACAGGAGGGUGACAGCGAAGGCCUUGAAGGAGCCUGGCACCAUUUUGGCUCCGAAUGGUAGCAGACGCAGAGGCUGCAAAUCGAAGGUCCCGGCACAUACAUCCGUCCAUGAGGAGAGUCGUACUUCGGAACGUAAUCGGAACAUAUUGUACCUUAUAUGUGAUUAUUUGGGACGCAAUGGAUAUGUAGACAUUAGCGAUGUAUUAAUCCGGGAAGCUCGUCUACCUCGGAAAUAUCGAGUCUGCGACAACGUCGAUUUGGAAAUUAUUCUUACAGAAUAUGAAAAUUAUUACAAGAUGAAAUUCCAAAAAUAUCCUAUAUUGUGCAAGAAAAUAACUGAAAAGGAAAUAAAGACGAGGGAAAUGACAAAUGCGAACAAAGUCAAAGAAACGAGAAGUGAGUCUGUGAAAGGGAGGAAUGUACAACAGAAGAUGACGGGUGACGCUACGGAUGAUAUUAAUCUCGCAAUGACAGUGACACCAAUUUUCGCCAAUGAAAGCGAUGGAGCUUCAUCAGAAGAGCUAUUUAACGUCUCAAUGGAACAAUCCACGCAAUCAAAGAUAUCGAAACGGGCUCGGAAGCUUUAUAUAGACAAUCCGGAAUUGCGGAAGAUUGCUGAAGACAUUUCAUGCGAAAUCAUACUGACAAAAUUAAAUGUAUAUUGGGACAACAUUGUAGGCCUAGAGGAAUGUAAAUCUGCUAUUAAGGAGGCCAUUGUGUAUCUCCUCAAGUACCUUAUCUUUUUUAAAGGCCCAUUUUCUCCCUGGAAAGGUAUUCUGCUAUACGGACCACCUGGUACAGGGAAGACGAUGUUGGCGAAGGCAGUCGCAACAGAAUGCCAAUGCACCUUUUUUAACAUAACGGCCAGCUCAUUGGUGAGCAAAUGGAGAGGCGAUUCCGAGAAGUAUAUCCGUGUUUUAUUUGAACUUGCCUAUAAUUAUUCGCCUACAAUUAUUUUUAUCGACGAGAUUGACUGGAUAGGCACAAAUAAAGGAGUAAACUGUACAUUGUCUGAACCUGCAAAGAGAUUCAGAUCAGAACUUCUUUCUAGAUUGGAUGGAUUAGUAUCUAACGAAAAUUCUAAUGUAGUUCUUUUGGCUGCAACUAAUUGCCCUUGGGACAUUGAUGCAGCUUUACAGAGACGCCUCGAAAAGAAAAUAUACGUAUCAUUACCAAAUGAAGUUACUCGACUCGAUAUGUUCAAAUUAUACCUUAGCAACCAGUUAUUAGAGAAUAUGGAUAUUGUAAACCACAUAAUAAAAUCUACUGAAAAAUAUUCUUGCGCGGAUAUAAAAUUGCUUUGUAAGCAAGCAUGGCUGCUAGAAAUAAGUCCAAUGUGGGAAAAACUUGAAAAAAAAGAAACAUCUGUUACGACUUUGAAAUAUGAAUUAAAGAAUUAUGAAAUAAUAGCAAAAUUGUUAAAAACAAUGUCACCUACAGUCACGGAUGUGGAUAGAUAUAAAGCGUGGAAUAAAUAUGUAUGCCAUAAGAACAUAUUUUAAAAAAUAUAAAUGGUUAUCAUAAUAUAUAUCAUUAAUAUAAUUAUCGUUCGAAAAAUUGUUCGUGUGCGUGCAUGUAUGUGUGGGCACGCGCUAUAAACAAGUUUGAAAUGUUCGUUCUACAUAUAUGUAUACGUGGUAUACAUAUUCCCUUAUAAUAUAUAAUAUGUGUAAUCUGAGUGGUAAUAUAUCCACGUAUUACAUA